Molecule: messenger RNA, 1483 nt
Organism: Purpureocillium takamizusanense
Lineage: Eukaryota; Fungi; Ascomycota; Sordariomycetes; Hypocreales; Ophiocordycipitaceae
Exons: 3
Coding region: 230-1357 (375 amino acids)
Molecular function (GO): nitronate monooxygenase activity
Source: RefSeq, a predicted model, not a curated record
CUCGGAGCGACGCCAUCGCCCGUCGCCGCCGCCCCAGCUCAUGUGAGAUUGUUAUACCCGUCGCCGCCGCUACAAAACUCCCUCCUUCAAAACCUCGCCAACUCUCUCACUUUCUACCUUUCCCCCCCCCCCUUCGCUGUGCUUCCAAAAUUCUCCUUCGCGCAGUCUUACCAGCGACCCCCCGGUCUUUCUUCGUCUUUGUCGCAAAGCCCCCCGCCACACCGUCAAGAUGGCCUCUCCACAGCAGAUCCGCACGCCCAUCACCGAUCUUUUCAAGAUCAAACACCCCAUCCUCCUGGCUGGCAUGAACGUGGCCGCCGGCCCCAAGCUGGCUGCCGCCGUCACCAACGCCGGCGGCCUCGGUGUCAUCGGCGGCGUCGGCUACACCCCCGACAUGCUCCGCGAGCAGGUUGCCGAGCUCAAGGAGUACCUCGAUGACAAGAACGCUCCAUUCGGCGUCGACCUGCUGCUACCCCAGGUCGGUGGCAGCGCUCGCAAGACCAACUAUGACUACACCAAGGGCAAGCUCGACGAGCUCGUCGACGUCGUUAUCGAGUCUGGUGCCAAGCUCUUCGUCUCGGCCGUCGGUGUCCCCCCCAAGGCCGUCGUCGACAAGCUGCACGCCCAUGGCAUCGUCUACAUGAACAUGAUCGGCCACGUCAAGCACGUCAAGAAGUGUCUUGAGCUCGGCGUCGACAUCAUCUGCGCCCAGGGCGGCGAGGGCGGCGGCCACACCGGCGACAUCCCCACCACUGUUCUCAUCCCUGCCGUCGUAAACGAGGUCAAGGGCCACAAGUCCCCCGUCACCGGCGGCCCCGUCCAGGUCAUCGCCGCCGGCGGCAUCCACAACGGCCAGUUGCUGGCUGCCUCCCUCAUGAUGGGCGCUGGCGCCGUCUGGGUCGGCACGCGCUUCAUUCUCACCGACGAGGCCGGUGCCCCCAAGGCCCACAAGGACGCCGUCCGCACCGCCGGCCACGACGACAACAUCCGCACAAUCAUCUUCACUGGCCGCCCCAUGCGCGUCCGCAACAACCCUUACAUCAACGACUGGGAGACCAACCGCCAGCAGGAGAUGAAGGAGCUCGCUGCCAAGGGCACCAUCCCCUACGAGGCCGACCUCGACAAGUUAACGGGCGAGGGCGCCGAGCACAAGGGCGUCGAGAGCAACAUCGCCGCGUCCGAGUCUGAGGACGAUGAUGACUCCGACGAUCCUUUUGAGCAGUUCCGCCCCUACCUGAUGGGCAAGUGCGCUGCCGUCUGCAACGAGACCAAGCCCGCAAAGGCGGUCGUCGACGAAUUUGUCAACGACGCCGUCGGCUGGAUCAAGACGGGCAACAAGAUGAUUGCCAAGUUGUAAACACAGUUGGAUCUGUGACUUGAUGUUUUCCUUUAUUACCUAGUUAUGACCAUGUAGACUACAUAAGGCAUUGGGCGCGUGCAAAAUGCGAAUACAUUCAAAACAAAAACAAUCAACGAAUAGGGC